GGUGCGCCGAGCUAAGCGAGCGGGCCCGGGACGAGCUCGGGCUCCGGCUGCCUCGCGCUUCCCCGGCUCCUUCCCGCUGCCCCCCGGGGGUUGCGCGCCCACAAUGCCGCAGGGCCCCGGCUCGCUACUUCUGCUAGUCCUCGCCUCGCACUGUUGCCUGCACUCGGUGCGGGGGCUCUUUCUCUUCGGCCAGCCCGAUUUCUCUUAUAAGCGCAGCAAUUGCAAGCCCAUCCCGGCUAACCUGCAGCUGUGCCAUGGCAUCGAGUACCAAAACAUGCGGCUGCCCAACCUGCUGGGCCACGAGACUAUGAAGGAGGUGCUGGAACAGGCGGGAGCCUGGAUCCCGCUAGUCAUGAAGCAGUGCCACCCGGACACCAAGAAGUUCCUGUGCUCGCUUUUCGCCCCCGUCUGCCUAGACGACCUGGACGAGACCAUUCAGCCGUGCCACUCGCUCUGCGUGCAGGUGAAAGACCGCUGCGCCCCUGUCAUGUCCGCCUUCGGCUUCCCCUGGCCCGACAUGCUCGAGUGCGACCGCUUUCCCCAGGACAACGACCUCUGCAUCCCUCUCGCCAGCAGCGACCACCUCCUUCCGGCCACCGAAGAAGCUCCAAAGGUGUGUGAAGCCUGCAAAAAUAAAAAUGAUGAUGACAACGACAUAAUGGAAACUCUUUGUAAAAAUGAUUUUGCACUGAAAAUAAAAGUGAAGGAGAUAACUUACAUCAACCGAGAUACCAAAAUUAUCCUGGAGACCAAGAGCAAGACCAUUUACAAGCUGAACGGCGUGUCCGAAAGGGACCUGAAGAAAUCGGUGCUGUGGCUCAAAGACAGCUUGCAGUGUACCUGUGAGGAAAUGAAUGACAUCAACGCUCCCUAUCUGGUCAUGGGACAGAAGCAAGGUGGGGAGUUAGUGAUCACUUCGGUGAAGCGGUGGCAGAAGGGGCAGAGAGAGUUCAAGCGCAUCUCUCGCAGCAUCCGCAAGCUGCAGUGCUAGUUCUGGUGCCCAGGUUGCUCCUGACCAACCGGCUCCAGAGCUCAGCUGACCAUUACCAUUCCGGGACUCAGCUCUCAUUCCCAAGCAUAGUCCCUGAGGCUCCGGCCCCAGCCUGGAGCUCUCCCCCUUGCCUUUUGCACGUUUGCACCCCCCAGCAUCUCCUGAGUUAUAAAACCCCAGGGAUGGAUAGCUGUUUUCACCUAAAGAAAAACUUGCCCAAAUCUUGUAGACACAUUCAAACUAAUAAAAUCAUGAGUAUUUUUUAUGA
Messenger RNA from Chrysochloris asiatica (Cape golden mole), 1259 nucleotides. It is a transcript of the gene SFRP2, whose product is annotated as secreted frizzled-related protein 2. Gene Ontology annotation, biological process: non-canonical Wnt signaling pathway; canonical Wnt signaling pathway; negative regulation of canonical Wnt signaling pathway. The transcript is spliced from 3 exons. Lineage: Eukaryota; Metazoa; Chordata; Mammalia; Afrosoricida; Chrysochloridae. Gene Ontology annotation, molecular function: Wnt-protein binding. Bases 104 to 991 code for a protein of 295 amino acids. The record is from RefSeq and is a predicted model, not a curated record.